This is a messenger RNA of Zea mays, 1739 nucleotides long. RefSeq lists its product as uncharacterized. Gene Ontology annotation, cellular component: cytoplasm. Bases 307 to 1575 code for a protein of 422 amino acids. The record is from RefSeq and is marked validated. NCBI's taxonomy places the organism in Eukaryota, Viridiplantae, Streptophyta, Magnoliopsida, Poales, Poaceae. The transcript has a single exon.
UUGAACGUAAAUCAAUAUUUAAUGAAUUUGUAGAUGAUGUAUCUCCACCAAACAGAGCCUCGUGAUGGGCAGCCCAAUCUGUUGACAUCCCAAAACGGCCCAUGUUGAAGUACCAUGUAGGCCUCAUAACCAUACCGCACCAAACUCACUCUCAAUCCCCCAACCCAACAAGACACGAACGACCACGACGGAGGGCAGCGAUCUCGGUUUUUACCCAAAGACGAAGCCGACGAUAAGGAGAACAGAGACUCCGGCGAGCCCCAGCCACGGUGAAGCCGCGCGAAUUGCAGGAGCGAAGCAAAGGAGAUGCUUCUCGAGGAGCUGCUCCGGUGCCAAAUCCACGAGUGGUACCCGGCCUUCCGUCGCCACUCCAUCCCCACCGUCAUCAUCCCGCUCCCCGCCGCCUUCCUCCGCUACCUCGCCGGCCAGCGGGCCUACCCCAACGCCGACGCCGACGCUGAAGAUGGCGCUGAUGAGGAGCCACUACCGUUCCUCCUUCCGGCGAUAACUUCCGGCCGCCAGCCCUUCGCGCCCAUCCACGCGCACCACCCCGACCCCGACUCUCUCCUCAACUCCGACUUGUUCUUCGGCUCCAGCAGCGAAGACGUCUUCGACCCCGACGCCGACCACCCGCUCCGGCCGGAAUUCCCGGAGCUGGAGGUGGCCAUCGACGCCGCCAUCGCCGAGCUAGGCGGCGCCGCGCUCCCCAAGCUCAACUGGAGCGCGCCCAAGGAUGCCACCUUCAUGUCUGCCGAUGGCACGAGUCGGUGCACGUGCUUCGCCGAGGUUGCCAUGCUGCUCCGCUCCUCCGACUGUGUAGCCCACGACCUUGCCUCCGCGCGACAAUCAUGCAAGGAUUUCGUGCGCCCGGAGGGUGCUCGACGGAAUGCCCAAAAAGUUAGUGCCGGUUCUGAGGAAGGUGCUCGACCAAAUGCCGAUGGGAUUCGUGGCUGCGAAGGCACCAAUGGAGCACCAAGUAAUUCAAGCAAGACAGGUGCGGAGGGAGGCAAGACAAAUGAUGGGGACUGUGAUGUUGAAGAUGCAACCGAAGAAGAACAUAACGAGAAUACUUGGGUGGACGAUGGGUUCCAAUACUACCUUGCCCUCCGCAAGUGGUACCCAGGCCUACGCCCUGAGUCAGAGUUCCGAUGCUUCGUUCGGGAGCAGAAGCUGGUUGCUGUGUCCCAGAGAGACCCAUCAGCUUACUACCCAUCACUGCCUGGAUGGAGUUCCGAGGUGCAACCGAAAAUUGAGGCUUUCUUCAACGAAGUGAUUGAGCCACAGUUUGCUUCAAACAAUUAUACGUUUGAUGUGUAUGUGAGGACAGAUGGGCGAGUCAAGCUCAUAGAUUUCAAUCCAUGGGGUGGUUAUACCUUGCCGCUGCUGUUUACUUGGGAGGAGCUUGAGGAGAAGGGGAGAGGGUCUGAGCUGGAGUUUCGGGUGGUCAUGCAGCAGGGUGCAGUGAGGCCAGGAUUGAUGACAGCUGUGCCAUAUGAUAUGCUGGAUUGGGGUGAGGGGAGUGGCUGGGAUGUUUUUCUGAAGAAGGCUGACGAGGAGCUUGACAGACAGAUAUGAACUCCCUGGAUGGUGAUUCAUGAUUGUGGUUCGAAAAAAAAGUCUUAAUUAUGCUGUAGGCACACAAUUUAAAGUGAUGACUGCUGUUUUUUUUACCUGCUACUGUGCUACAUACUAGCAGUCACCUCCUUUCUUAAAAUUGCUAUGCAGUCUCUUGCCAUUUA